This is a messenger RNA of Oppia nitens, 1647 nucleotides long. RefSeq lists its product as uncharacterized. The coding region runs from base 1 to 1647 and encodes 548 amino acids. NCBI's taxonomy places the organism in Eukaryota, Metazoa, Arthropoda, Arachnida, Sarcoptiformes, Oppiidae. The record is from RefSeq and is a predicted model, not a curated record. The transcript has 4 exons.
AUGACAAUAAUAAGUGGGUUUAAUGCUGACAAUAAACAGUUGACAACAAAAACAUUUAGUUUGUUAGUACUGUCGGCACUGUUGGCAAAUAAAGUACGGUUAGCUAUUGGUGACUGUGGUUUGCCGGCAAUCCCGGAGUCAACCAAAUUAAGUUUAUUCAAGAGUCGUUACGCCGAGCAAACUGUUGUCAGCUAUGAGUGCGAGGACGGCGAUAGUGUACUGAUUGAGGGCCAGUAUUGCCAGUGUGUCAACCAUCGCUGGAAUGGUACACUUCCCAGAUGUGCCAAACAUAUUGAAACAGUUUUGCUAAAGCGUAUUGAGAUCCGGGAGAUGUCCCGACAGCAGGCCGUCUAUCGGGAAAUGCCGUGGACAGCACAGACACCGAGAAGAGUGGCCAAAAUUGUCAACAACAAUGCAAAGUAUACGGAAUGUCCCAAAACAAAGUUCUUGUGGACAGUAAAUCAAAGCCAGAGCUGGACUUUUCAUAUAAUCCGUGGCUAUUAUUUCAAUUAUUUUUUACUAUAUUUGAGAGGAGGCCCGAUAUUGGAGUUGGCACGCAAUGGUAGACUGAAUAUGACGGCCAAAAUUGAGGACUUAAUUAUAGCAAAGUACUGUCAAUUGGAGCGCUUCCAGCUUUUGGCUGAUACCAUAACCUAUGAGUUAGGUUUUGUUUGCGACAAAACUGAACACCAGAUGAUUGUUAUGUCACACGAAGGUGUGGACGAAUCAAUUGAGAAGAUUGUCAUCAAAGUUGAUGUCCCCGACGGUGAUGUACUCAAUAUUACCACAACGUUUUGCGAUCUUCGUCUAUAUGUGAUAAGCGAUUUAUGCGGAUCACCGGAAAAACCGCUGGACUCAGUAGUGUUGGCCAGAGAAAAGACAUAUACAGUGUUUAGCUGUCGGGAAGGAUUUCAAUUGGUCGGCAACCAGAAAGUCCGGUGUUCGCCGACCGGCGUAUGGAUUGACAAGUUUCCUGUGUGUGCACCGCAAAAGACAUGCAAAAUACCGGCGCUGGACAGCGACAACAACGACGAUGACUCUGUUCUCAGUGUUCAACACAAAAAUUAUUACCAAAUUAAUGGUACAAAAUAUGCCGUCACCGAUGAUUUGGCAAUAUAUUCGUGCAAUAAUACCGACACCAAUGGCACAAUUGUGCGCUUAAUUGGCCAACUAAGUCGUAUCUGUAAAGACGGCAAAUGGACAGGUAGUCAACCUGUUUGCAGCAAUCAAUCGGCAAAUUCAAUUUUUGGUGAAAUACCGAUGCAAAUGAUGGAUGGAAGCGAUUCCAAAAUGCGUGUCUAUAUGUCCACCCGAUUGGUGGUUAUUGUAAUGGCAAUGUUGGGCUCGUUUUUUGUCGGCGGUGUCAGCGUAUCGGUCAUACUGUAUAUGAUAAUCCAAAAACGUCAACAAACAUCACGGAAACGGGUGCCCGACAUAUCCAUUGUCAUCAAUGAGGAUCAUAUCGAUGGUGACGGUGAAGAUGGAGACGAUCUGACGGUAUACGACAUGGAUAUGAAGCGCAACGAUGAUUACCAAUCGCUUCGCGGCAGUCAAUUCAGCAACGAAUUGGUGAAUCCUCUAUACGAAGACUACCAGAAAUACCGGCGAUCAUUGGAUACUUCAAUCAAUAAUCUCACUCAGACAUAA